This is a messenger RNA of Drosophila mauritiana, 2364 nucleotides long. Its product is annotated as activating signal cointegrator 1 complex subunit 2. Gene Ontology annotation, biological process: regulation of DNA-templated transcription. Gene Ontology annotation, molecular function: ubiquitin binding. The transcript has 5 exons. The coding region runs from base 106 to 2313 and encodes 735 amino acids. The record is from RefSeq and is a predicted model, not a curated record. Lineage: Eukaryota; Metazoa; Arthropoda; Insecta; Diptera; Drosophilidae.
ACCUUACCAGUGUGCUGCCACCUUGCGUCGCACGAAAUUCGCUUAAGUUGCAUUUUAUUUGUUAUUGUACGAAAUUCGAGAGUUUUAGCAGCCAAAGGGGGCGAGAUGCUGGACAACGACACCAGCAACAACAACAACUGCAACCCACAGAAACUGCCGCUGGACGAACUCAAGUUUGCACUUUCUGGCAAGGAUGGGGUGCGCAGGAACGUUCCGGCGCUGGACGAGCACUGGGUGCGGCGCGAGAAGCCCUUUGCCAGCUAUUUGUGCAUGUUGAGCUCCUAUGGACGCCUAAAAUCCGGAGCUGCACUGGAGGAAUGGACCUUCUCGGCGAACAGUUUCCGCGCGGACAUGGAGUUCCUGCUGAGCCUGACGCAGCACGAAUUCUGGUCCUACAUGGUGUACGAGGAGUCGGCCAUGGCGGCCGUUGUCACAUUCCUGCAGCGCGCCAAUCCCUACUACAGACAGACGGACGCCAGCCGGGACAAGGAGUUGGAGCAGGCCCAUCUGCUGUACGGAGAGCUGCUGGAUCUCGUCGUGCGUCUGAUAAUGCGACUGUGCACCGGUGAGGAAUCGGACUCGGAGUGGAUCAGCCCGAAGCAGCACGGCAGCCUGCUGUACAGCAACUACCUGAUCUCUGUGCCACUGCUCUUCGAUCUGCUCAUCGCUGUUGGCGAUGCGGAGCCGGAGAACGUGGAACUGUUGCGCCAGAUCUUCGACAAGGUGCUGCAAGUGCAGCCGGAGUACCUAAAGGAUCUGAAGGAGGCGCUGACCUUCUACGAGAGCGCCUUCCUCAGCAUGCAGAUCCAGGUGGAGAACGAGGGCUGCGAAGGCGCUGGCGGCGGGGCGUCUCUGGACGUCGACUUGGAGACGCCCUACGACGAUGUGGUGCUCUUCGCCAUGGACUGCGCCUACACGCUGCGCCUGCUGUUGCUCCUCUGUCCCCAGCUAUUGGAGACCAUCGAACAGCUGCGUUUGGCCCCAAGCAUUGCCAAUUUCUAUGACAUGACUGUGCCCAUGUUGUACAAGAACAUCUACAUGGUGAACCCGGGUGCGAGUUCGCUGCGCUGGCUGAAUGAGACGCGCCAGCAAUAUAUCUUCAUCAUUCGUGGCGUGGUCAGCCUGCAGAUGGAGUUGGGACGCGGCCAGCAGCUGGUGGAAGUGAUGCAGGAGUGCCUGUCCGCCCAGAACUUCGUUGUGGACUACCAGCGGCAGUUUCCGUUGGAGCACGACAUGAAGCUGCUGAUCCAACGUUGCCCAAAUAUCAAGAACUACGAGGUGGACUUCGUGGUGUCCGGUUACCAGAAGGCACUGACCAGCUGCCCCAACGGCAUAAUGGCCGACGAUAUGGCCAGUGACGCUGUCCAAGUUACGAGCAACGUCCAGGACGAGGAACUCAAGAACGGCGACUCCUCGCGCACUUCUACACAGGCGGCGCCGACGGCCAACGGAACGACAAGGGACAUCGACUUGGAAGUCACCGCCGUGCUGGAAGUGCUGCCCGAUCUGGGCAGUGGCUUCAUAAGGCGCCUCCUCAUCCGCUACGACAACAGCGAGCAGGUCAUUGCCGCCAUUCUGGACGACAAUCUGCCGCCGGAUCUAGCGCAGAUGGACCGCCAGGAGGUGUACAUUCCGCCCGACCCGCAGGACACACAGCAACGCCAAACGGGCCUGCGGCACUUCAACGUCCACGACGGCGAUCGCUACGACGUGCUGACGCGGGACCAGCCCGAGUGCAUUAUCAAGCAGGGCAAGGGAUUGCCGGGCGCGCCGCGCAAUGCGGAACAGCUGCUGGACGACAAGCGCGACCUGAAGUCGCUAAAGGAGCACUACCAGAAGUACGCCAUGGUCGAGGAGACCACGCUGGAGAGGGGCGAGUAUGACGACGAGUACGACGACAGCUACGAGGCCCAGAACGAGGGUCAAGCGCCGCCAGUAAGUCUGCUGCGCGCGAGGCUCCAGGAAGCCGCCUCCAGUUCGGCGCACAAGGCACAGGAUGAGCUGGAGAACGACGACGAGGAGAGCUCCGGCGACCGUUCGGAAUCGGAGCCGUCGAAGCCCACCAACCGAGACUUUUGCGAGAAUCCAGAGGUGACUCGCGCCCGCUACCAGCAGCGCCAGAUGUCCAAGUACGGCCAGAAGAGUGGGGCACAAGGAGCAAGUCCCUCGGUGGUCGGCGCACCCAAGGGCCAGGGGCAGUCCCAGCAGACGCAGCGCAGCCGUGGCCAAAAGGAGGCCCACAAGUCCUCUCGUGCCAACCACAAUCGGAAAGCAGGAGCAGCCUUCAAGCGCAGCAAGGGCAUGAUGGGCUAGAGGAUGUGGAUUGAAAUAAAAGUAUCUAUACUUGGUGUAUCUGUAUUUGUA